AUAAGCUGCGAACUAGGCCAGAUUGAACUGGAAGGACAUCGACCACCGAUGACGAGCACAGGGCGUACAUUGCCAUCUUUUCGUUCUUUCGAUACUUCGCCGCGAGCUGGUGGAUUUGUUGAUCAACGGUUUUUGACAGGCAUUAAUCCGCAGGAAUUAUUCUUCCAUACCAUGGCUGGACGAGAGGGUUUGAUUGAUACGGCUGUGAAGACAUCUCGGUCUGGUUACCUGCAGCGUUGUAUUGUGAAGCAUUUAGAAGGCUUGGUGACGCACUACGAUUCUACCGUCCGUGACCAUGAUGGAAGUGUUAUCCAGUUCCGGUAUGGAGAAGAUGGGAUGGAUGUAUGUAAAAGCACAUUCAUGAACUCUAAGCAGUUUGAUUUUCUGGCUGAUAAUAUGCAAGUAUUACGUUCGCGUGUAUUACCAGUAGGUUAUAACGAAGAUGAUUGGGACUUGAAAAAAUGUGAAAAAGCAUAUAAAAAGGUCAAGAAAUGGCGUCGAAAAUAUGGCAUACACAACAAAAAAAUAUAUAAGAGUGGUUAUGUAGAAUUUUCCAAAGAGUAUCGAGGGACACCGAAAGAGAAAAUUCAAAAGAUGUGGUUUGAAUUAACUGAUAAAGAGCGUUACGAGUAUCAUAGUAAGGCUGGUAAAGCUUGUCCAGCUGCUGUUGAUGAGAAGAUGAAUCCAAAUCGUUCUUUGGGUGCUUUGCCACAGAAACUUCUUGACGAUAUAGAUGAGUAUAUGCACAUGAAGUCAAAUAUUGGUGCUGAUAUUCCGCUCGAUACCUUUCGGAAAUCUUUGUACUGGAAAGGGAUGCGUUGUCGGGUCGAUCCUGGUGAAAAUGUUGGUUUGUUAGCAGCUCAGUCUAUUGGCGAGCCUUCAACUCAAAUGACUUUAAAUACUUUCCACUUUGCUGGAAGAGGUGAAAUGAAUGUUACUUUGGGUAUUCCUCGACUGCGCGAGAUUUUAAUGAGUGCUAGUAAGGACAUCAAAACACCCAGUGCAGAAAUUCAUAUAAAGCCAGGUACAUCACCGGAACGCAUUGAAGCUAUCAGGAGAGAAUUAGAUCGUAUUUAUUUAAAAGACUUAAUUAAGAAAUUUAUAAUUUAUGAACGCAUUAAUCUUCAUGAAAAAGAAAGCUGGCGCUGCUAUGAGCUUCAUCUUGAAUUGCUACGAACAAAAGAAAGAAUGGAAUAUAUCCGUCAUAUAUCUCGUCGUCGUAUAUUGGGUGAAGUCGAACGUCGAUUCAUAAAAGCAAUUGGAAAGCGUAUCUCGGAUCGAUGCAGAGAGAUGACUGAUUAUCAGGCAUUGCAGCAUAAAAAAUUGAAGCUGAGCAAUUUCGCUGUUGGUGUGGGGAGCGAGGAAGAAGCACCAAAACCCAAGAAACAGGAUGAAGGAAUGAGUAGUGAUGAAGAAGUUGGUGGGGGGAUUGAUCUAGAUGCUGACGGAAGUCGCAUUUUGAAGCGCCACUUAGAUGAUGCUGCUGAAUAUGAAGGUGAAGAAGAUGAGCAACGAGUAGUUCUACCGCAACAGGAAGUUGAGGAAGCUUUCAUGGAAAUAUCAACUGAAAGUGAAGAUGACGCAGAAACAGCACUGGAGGGAGAUGAUGAUGCAAAUGAUUCGUCUGCUGCUCAACAAAAAUUUCAGGAAGCAGAAAUUUCCCGCAUACAAAGCGUAAUUACAUCAUCACCUUUGGUAAGGGAUUACAAAUUCGAUGUGAAAAGCAAUCGAUGGUGUACCGUCACUUUUCAGUUGCCACUAAGCACCAAAACAAAACUAGAUGUAGGAGCAUUGGUUGAAAGGGAACUGGAGAAGUUUUUAAUCUGGGAAACACCGGGAAUUGAGAAAUGUAUUGUUCGAUGUGAAAAUCGUGGUGAUGAUCAGUACCAGAUUUUGGCUACACAGGGUAUCAAUGUGCAGGCACUGAUGAAGCAUUCGGAUGUGCUUGAUGUGAAUACAUUAUAUUCUAAUAAUCUGAAUAUGAUGUGUAAUAAUUAUGGUAUCGAAGCUUGUGGUCGAGCUUUAGUAAAAGAAAUAAUUCGUGUUUUUACACCAUACGGAAUCGAUAUAAACUUGCGACACUUAACACUUACUGCUGAUUACAUGACUUUUACGGGAAGAAUUCAACCGUUUAGCCGUAGUGCAAUGAGUUCAAAUGCAUCACCGUUUCAACGGAUGACUUUCGAAACAACGAUCGCAUUCAUGCGUGAUGCUCUUAUAAAUGGUGACGAUGAUCAUUUAAUGUCUCCAUCAUCAAGAUUAGUGAUUGGUGGAUUAUUACGUAGUGGUACCGGCAUUUUUGAUCUUAUGAUUUUGACUUUUGCACGCACAGUCUCAAUCCUUGCAGCACUUGCAAUUUUAGGUAUUUGUUGGGCGUUCCUGCAGAACCGUCAUAAGGAGGCUUUUCUAAGUGCGGUGCAACGUUUCGCAUUACUCGCUACGCUACGUCACUACGUCACUUUCAAAUGUUUCCUCAAUGUUUCCUCAACACGUCUCAACGACAUAGUGUCUGUAUUUGUAGCGUGCUGUAUCGUUACUGAAGAUACAGAGAUAGGCAAGAAAUUAUCUGCACUUCUUUAUGCAGUCUCCGAAGCUAUUGAAAAGCAUUAUUUGCGUGAUUUCUUUAUUUUGGUUUCAACUGAAGAAGCAGAUAACAUGGAUGAAGUGAUUGAAGCAUAUACUCUCACUUUCACUUACACGGAUGGUGGUGGACUGCUUCUUCGUAGUCCGUCGCACGAAAUUGCAGUGUCAUGUGAAAAUGUUAAUGAAUUACGAAAGGAAGUUAUCGCUUUACUGCACCGCUUGGAUAUUCUUAUGAAUGCACUAUCGCCAGUUCCACAGAACGCUUUUCCGUAUUUCAAGCUUACCUACUAUUCAAGCACUCCAUAUACUUAUGAACCGGUCGGUUUCAAAUCAUCACCAACUAUAUAUCAUUUCAAGAAAAUGACUUUUAUUUCAAAAAUAUCAGUUGGCAAUUUUAGUACAAAAUUUGAAAGCUGCUCCUUAUGUCUGGAGUCUGUUUUCUUUGGAGGUACAAAUGAACAAUAUGAACAGAGUGUUUCCACUGAGAAAAACGAGCUACAAAAAAUCAUAGAAGACGAAGAUAGCACACCAAAGUCAAGGAAUUUGCGAAUUUCUUCACUAGAAGCACAAAUGGAAGCCAGGAAUGACAUUUCGCAGGAAAAUAGUGCCGAAAUUUUUGAGUCGAUGCGAGCAUCACCGUUGGAAGGUGAUUCUCCAAACGAACCUGUGAAAGCAGUUAUUUUAAGUUGUGAAGAAGCACUGGCAAGCACAACAGAUUUGCAGAAGAGUGAUUUCAACUCUGAAUAUGCUGGAGAAAGUUCGGGACAGUUCGCAACUUUCGGUUCCCCGAGUGGUCCUUACAUAAAUUCACCGCGUAUGGAUUCUACUGUUUCUUUACCGACAGUCACAGAACUCGUUAAUCGCGAACCUGCUCUCAAAAAAGGCUCAAAUAUCAGAAGUCCGUCGUCCGGAAUUAGCAUCAUUGCUGAGUCAGAUAUGACAAGAGAAUUGUUCUUGCGGCGCAGUUCAAAUCUCGGAACAUCCUCGAAUUCCGAACCAAAGACAAAGAAAAUGAAAAUUAGUCGUUCAAAAGUUGAUUAUUGUAAGGUGAUCAACAAUGUUAAUGAUUUGUAUGAAUCUUUCGCUUAUUUCUUUUCGCGAGGUGCUGCUGCCGAAAGACAUAUAUCAGAUCCGAAAAUGUUUCAAACACUUGUAAAUUUUGCUAGUGAACCUCGUCAUCGACCUCAUCAUUACAUCGGUGGAAAUGCUGCUUUGAUGGCCCAAAAGAUAGCUACUUCUUUUCCAAGAACUACUGCAUAUUUAGUUGGGCCUAUUGGACCUCGAAGCCAAGUCUUACUUCAUCCAUCAAUAGUUCGUACAAAUUCGACUCGUAUUGUAAAAGAUGAGUUACACGUUAUUAUAGAAUACAAACGAGGAGAAAUUCUUGAUGAAUAUGUAGCACCUGCUUCAUCACGUUUUAUUACUUCUCACGAUCAAUAUAGUGGCAGUGCUGUUGUGAUUGAAAUGUUUUUCAAGGCGAUAAAUCAGUUUAAUCCUGAUCUGGUCAUUUUAGCAGGUGUUCAUCUUCUACAAAAUCAAAAUAAGGAAAUGCAAAUGGAGAAACUUCGCUUAAUUAAGCGAAAUUUGUUACAAGUAAAACACAAUAUCCCUAUUCAUUUCCAACUUGGAAAUAUGGGUAAUCCUGACCAUGUCGCUGAUGUUCUUCAUCGAAUCGUACCUCACGUUGAUUCGUUAGGUUUGAACGAACAGGAGCUAACAUUUUUCUCUCAUGUUGCUAAUGGACCAUAUACAGAUCUUUAUCCUGUUUUUCCUGGUGCAAUACACGUAUACAAGGUGGUGGAUAUGUUGUAUUGGUUACUGACGAAAUUUGGACAUAAUAGUACUGAUCCAGAAUCGAAAAAUUAUCACUAUAGGCUGUCCAGGAUACACUUUUAUUCCUUAACCUUUCAUCUAAUGGUUUACAAAGGAACAGAUUGGUCGAAUUUGGCUUCUGGUCUAGCAGCAGGUGCUAAGGUUGCAGCUCGUCAGUCCUGUAAAAUUACAGAUGAUUUACAUACGGAUAAUUUGGAAUUGAGAAUUUCAAAAGCUCCUUUGCUUGACAAAGAAGUUGGGAAGCGAUAUGUCUUCGAACCGCAAAGGCCUAUAGCUUCAUGGAUGCGUAAUGACGUUGUAUUUAUCUAUACUCCUGCAUUAAUAUGCAAGUUCCCAACCAGAACAGUUGGUAUUGACGAUGCCGUUUCAGCUACUGGACUUAUAUUCUCACAAUUUUAUCGGUUUUCUUCCUGGAGGAGAAUUUUGCUCAAUUUGUUAAAGCAAAUUCGUCUAAAUGAAAGGACUGCUAGUAACGGCGGUGAUGGACCGGCAAAAUGGUUAGAUGAUGCUGUAACUUAUACAGAUGUACAGACAUCUUUUGUGGAUCCGUGUACUUCAUUGCCAUAUCCAGAAAAAGAAUUAUAUCGAUUUUUAGAAAACAAGGCACCGAAGGUAAUAGAAAAGACUGAUAAUAAAACUGAUGGCAAGAGAAGCAAAAGUGGGGAGCUUGAUUUUAGUCAAUUACCUAUUGAAGAACAGGUGAUUGUUUUAUUUCCUGGUCAAGGGACACAGUACGUCGGCAUGGGUAAAAAAGUGAUGGACUAUAGCAAAGUAAUUAAUGUUUACGAAAAAGCAUCAGAAAUAUUACAGUAUGAUUUGUUGAAAUUGUGCUUGGAAGUAGGACCAAAAUCGAAACUCGAUCAGACAAUUUAUUCUCAACCAGCUAUUUUCGUUAGUUCAUUGGCUGCAUGGGAAAAAGCAAAAGCGGAAAAUGAAACACUGAGUGCUCGUACCACUGACGUAGCUGGUUUCAGUGUCGGUGAAUUUGCUGCACUUGUAGUUUCUGAAAUACUUUCUUUCGAGGAUGCUCUUCGAUUGGUAAAAAUUCGCGCUGAAGCUAUGCAGCAAUGUAGCUUACGAUAUCAUUCUGGAAUGAUAACAAUACGGGUAAAUGCGGCCACACGAUUGGAGGAAGCGCUGCAAGAUGCCAAAGCAUAUGCUUGGGAAAAAGGCGAGCUACCAAUAUGUGAAGUAGCUAAUUAUUUAUUUUGUGGUGUGAAAGUCAUUGGAGCAUCAGAAAAUUGCAUUGACUUUCUGAAUAAUAAUCAAGAGAAAUAUGUCUUCCAGGUAGUGAAAAGGUUAAGCGUAAAUGGCGCAUUUCAUACUACUUUAAUGAAAGAUGCUGCUAAUACGCUGAAGAGUGCUCUGAAAGAGGUGAAAAUUAGCCAACAGCCACGGAUGAAUAUUUAUUCAAAUUAUACAGGUAAACUAUAUGUAUACAAAGAGAAACAGAUUCGUGAGGCAAUUGUUAAACAAGUUUAUUCACCAGUUAAAUGGGAGCAAAUCCAGCAAUUACUUCAUGCAAAACACCAAGACUUCAAGUUUCCAACAUUCAUGGAAGUAGGACCAGGAAAACAACUUGGUGCGAUGCUUUUGAAAAUUAGUAAAAAAGCUUACAAGAACUACGUGAACUAUCCUGUGUAG
Messenger RNA from Acanthocheilonema viteae, 6060 nucleotides. The record is from the annotation of a GenBank genome assembly. NCBI's taxonomy places the organism in Eukaryota, Metazoa, Nematoda, Chromadorea, Rhabditida, Onchocercidae.